AUGGCGAUGAAUCGAAUCAGAGGCGCCUUUGCGUAUGCCUAUGAACGAAAGGAGUCUAUUCAGAAGACCAUCAUGGCCAUGACUCUGGGCAAAGAUGUCUCCGCCCUCUUUCCCGAUGUCCUUAAGAAUAUUGCGACCAAUGAUCUGGAACAGAAGAAGCUAGUCUAUCUCUAUCUAAUGUGGGUGUCAGUGGAAAUGGCAACUGUUGCUCCCCGUACGCUAAUUCUUGAUCUGCGAUGGUUUAGGAAUUAUGCCAAAUCCCAUCCGGAUCUUUGCAUCCUCGCCGUCAACACCUUCGUACAAGAUUCAGAAGAUCCCAACCCUCUUAUUCGAGCGCUGGCGAUCCGAACGAUGGGAUGCAUUCGAGUCGACAAGAUGGUGGACUACAUGGAGGAACCGCUUCGGAAGACUCUUCGGGACGAAUCUCCGUAUGUUCGCAAGACUGCUGCGAUCUGUGUGGCCAAGCUUUUCGACCUCAACCCGGGCAUGUGUCUAGAAAACGGUUUCCUGGAGAUGCUGCAAGAAAUGAUAGGCGAUCCCAACCCUAUGGUCGUCGCGAACUCGGUGACGGCGCUUUCGGAGAUAUACCACGCUGCUCCUGAAACGCAGGCCUUAAAGGUGACAUCGAACACGCUGCGCAAGCUUUUGAUGGCACUGAACGAAUGCACUGAAUGGGGUCGUGUUACAAUACUCACCACCUUAGCGGAGUUUAAGACGAGCGAAGUGACCGAGUCGGAGCACAUCUGCGAACGAGUCGCGCCGCAGUUCCAACAUGCCAAUCCCAGUGUGGUGUUGGCUGCGGUCAAAGUGGUUUUCUUACAUAUGAGGAACAUUAACCAGGAAUUGUCUAAAAACUACCUGAAAAAAAUGGCUCCACCCCUAGUUACCCUGGUUUCCUCUGCCCCCGAGGUGCAAUAUGUAGCGCUGAGAAACAUCGAUCUUCUAUUGCAGAAGCAGCCCGACAUUCUGAACAAAGAGCUCCGUGUUUUCUUCUGCAAGUAUAACGAUCCCCCUUAUGUCAAGUUCCAGAAGCUCGAGAUCAUGGUUCGGAUAGCCAAUGAUCGGACUGUCGAUCAGCUUCUUGCCGAAUUGAAGGAAUAUGCUCUGGAAGUUGAUAUGGACUUUGUGCGGCGCGCCAUUCGGGCUAUUGGCCAGGUUGCCAUCAAGAUCGAGAGCGCUAGCGAAAAAUGUGUCAACACAUUGUUGGAUCUCAUCAACACCAAGGUGAACUAUGUGGUGCAGGAGGCUAUCGUGGUGAUCAAAGAUAUUUUCCGGAAAUAUCCAGGAUACGAGGGCAUCAUUCCCACUCUUUGCAAAUGUAUCGAUGAACUGGAUGAGCCCAAUGCCCGAGCGGCCCUUAUCUGGAUUGUGGGUGAGUACGCAGAGAAGAUCAGCAAUGCCGGUGACAUCUUGGCUGGAUUUGUAGAGGGGUUCAACGAGGAAUUCUCCCAGACCCAACUGCAAAUCCUGACUGCUGUCGUCAAACUCUUCCUCAAGCGACCUGAGAAGGCCCAGGGCCUUGUACAGAAAGUCCUUCAGGCAGCUACGGCCGAGAACGAUAACCCUGAUGUCCGAGACCGUGCCUAUGUCUACUGGCGCCUACUGUCUAACACCAGUGACCCGGACGCUACCAGAAACAUUGUCCUCUCUGACAAACCACCAAUUGUGACCACCAUCUACUCCUUACCUCCCGCGCUCCUGGAACAACUUCUCACCGAGAUCUCUACUCUUUCUUCGGUCUACCACAAGCCACCCGAGCAGUUUGUCGGCCAGGGCAGGUUUGGUGCCGAUGCUGUUCAAAGAGCGGCCAUCGAGGAACAAAUCCAAAAUGCACGUGAGAACCCCUUGGCGGCAGCCGCCGCUGCAGCGGCAGUUUCUGGCGACGCACCGCCUCAACAGGCUCAGAGCAAUAUCGAGAAUCUCCUGGACAUCGACUUUGACGGUACAGCACCCGCCUCUGCUCAAAAAGAGCCAAACAGUGGCAUGUCUGGGCUGGAGGGUCUUGCCGGCACGCCCGUUCGAGUCGAGUCUCCCGCAGCUGGCGUGCCCGCCGGCAGCAACAAUCUCGACGACCUUCUCGGGGUCUUUGGGGAUGGAGCUCCAGCGUCGAGCAGCGGAGGCGCACCCAAUGGUGGCAAUGUAAGUGCUGAUCUCAUGAACGGGUUCUCUGGGUUAGAUCUAUCGCCCAACACUACCACCUCACCGCCGUCUGGAGGGAGUCAGCCCAAAAAGACCAAUGAAGAUAUCAUGUCAUUGUUCCAAAAGUGA
Aspergillus tanneri is the source of this 2268-nucleotide messenger RNA. It is a transcript of the gene APL2, whose product is annotated as putative AP-1 adaptor complex subunit beta. Gene Ontology annotation, biological process: intracellular protein transport; vesicle-mediated transport. Lineage: Eukaryota; Fungi; Ascomycota; Eurotiomycetes; Eurotiales; Aspergillaceae. Gene Ontology annotation, cellular component: membrane coat. The record is from RefSeq and is a predicted model, not a curated record. The transcript is spliced from 6 exons. Gene Ontology annotation, molecular function: clathrin binding. Bases 1 to 2268 code for a protein of 755 amino acids.